Plectropomus leopardus (leopard coralgrouper) is the source of this 4120-nucleotide messenger RNA. RefSeq names its product single stranded DNA binding protein 4 (gene ssbp4). Gene Ontology annotation, molecular function: protein binding; single-stranded DNA binding. Gene Ontology annotation, cellular component: nucleus. NCBI's taxonomy places the organism in Eukaryota, Metazoa, Chordata, Actinopteri, Perciformes, Serranidae. Gene Ontology annotation, biological process: positive regulation of transcription by RNA polymerase II. The record is from RefSeq and is a predicted model, not a curated record.
GGGUAGCUAUGGAGAUGGAGCGUUUUCCUGGCUGCUUUCUUUGACAGGUGUUGAGUGGGGCAAAAGUCUUAAAACAGAAUCCAGCAUGUACGCCAAAGGUAAAGGAGCUGUCGUCCCUUCCGAUAGCCAAGCGAGAGAAAAGUUAGCUUUAUAUGUGUACGAGUAUUUGCUGCAUGUCGGCGCACAGAAAUCUGCACAGACCUUCCUGUCAGAGAUCCGAUGGGAGAAGAACAUCACACUUGGGGAACCUCCUGGAUUUUUACACUCAUGGUGGUGUGUAUUCUGGGAUCUGUACUGCGCUGCCCCGGACCGGAGGGAGACAUGUGAACAUUCCAGCGAGGCCAAGGCUUUCCAUGACUAUAGUGCGGCCGCUGCUCCCAGUCCAGUGAUGGGCAACAUGCCACCCAAUGAUGGCAUGCCAGGAGGACCCAUGCCCCCGGGCUUCUUUCAAGGUCCUCCAGGAUCUCAGCCUUCCCCUCACACGCAGCCUCCCCCACACAACCCCAGUAAUCCCAUGAUGGGACCUCACGGACAGCCGUUCAUGUCUCCACGGUACCCAGGUGGCCCAAGGCCCGCCCUCCGUAUGCCAAAUCAGCCUCCUGGGAGCAUCCCCGGGUCACAGCCUCUCCUACCAAACAGCCUGGACCCCACCAGACCACAAGGACAUCCAAACAUGGGAGGUCCAAUGAGAAUGAAUCCCCCUCGAGGCAUGGGAGGCAUGGGCCCACAGAACUACGGCGGAGGGAUGAGGCCUCCUCCAAACUCGAUGGGGCCAGGGAUGCCAGGAAUGAACAUGGGUCCUGGUGGAAGAGGUCCAUGGCCGAACCCCAACACCAACUCAAUAGCUUAUUCAUCUUCAUCUCCAGGCAACUAUGUGGGCCCUCCAGGGGGAGGCGGCCCGCCAGGAACUCCCAUCAUGCCUAGCCCCGGAGACUCAACAAACUCAAGUGAAAACAUCUACACAAUGAUGAACCCUAUCGGCCCGGGAGGAAACAGACCUAAUUUCCCAAUGGGACCGGGUCCUGACGGGCCCAUGGGUGGAAUGGGUGCUAUGGAGCAGCAUCAUAUGAACGGAUCACUAGGCUCUGGUGACAUGGAUGGGUUGCCAAAGAAUUCUCCCAACAACAUGGCAGGCAUGAACAAUCCUCCCGGCACUCCGCGGGACGACGGCGAGAUGGCAGGCAACUUUUUAAACCCAUUCCAAAGUGAAAGUCCCCUGGGGAUGCACCUUGAAAGCAGGACUCCCCUCAAGGCCCCCCAUCCCAACGCCUGUAAAAUGGGUUUAAGAACAUGAAAAGGCCUCCAAGCAACAGGAAGGGUCUCUUCUCUGCUUCUCCUCGACCUGCCGGGCCUCGACGCGGGCCCUCGGACAGUAAGAGCCCGAAAACUGCUCCAAGCCUGUCUCUCCCAAAUCCAAAACCUGAAGCCCGAACAAGAUGCUCCGCUGCAUCUACCACCACUCCAUUAUCUCACGCUGAUUAUAACUUAUGAGGGCACGCAGUUGUUGACUGACAGGAGCCAAAAACCCUCAUUCAAAAACUCCUGUGUCAGGAAUGAUUUAAAAAAAAAAAAAGAAGAAGAAAAAAAAAGAUGGACUUAUAAUGUUAUUUUAGGGCAAGAAUUGUUUUCGUUAAAUGUAUUUUUGUUGUUGAUGGUAAUGUUAUUGUUAUAAUUUUCAUAAUUGAUAUUAUUCUACUAAUGUAGUUAUGAUUUCCUGUAAAGGGCACAUUUUAUCUCAGCAGCAGCAUCAGCAAUGACAGAAUAAGCACACACAUUUUGAAAAAAAAUGCACAAUGAUUUUCUGUUUACAUGAUUUUAGGUUAUUUGAUGUUUUGUCUCGUUUUGUUUUUUUGUCACAGUCACUUCACAUACCUCUCCUUAAAUCUGAACUUGUAGCUUUGCCAUCUAAAUGUUUGUAGCACCGUUUGCAUAAAGUCUUCACCUAGUUUGUGCCGAGGUGUUGGCAUCUCGGCUAAAAUGAUCCAUACAGUUUAAACAGAGGCUUUCUCACAGCUGUUUCCUGGUACAAAGUGUCUGCUGGUGCACCUCAAUGAUCAUCUGUCUCGCUAUUUUUGUCUUAAUAAGCACCCCUUCUCACAGUUUUCUAUACUGCAUGGAAACGGCACUGAUGAAAUCCUGAAAUGAUUGUCAGGACAGGUGCCGGUUCUUAUUCAGUAACAGACAGAGCGAGAGAGCAUCUCUGCUAUGGAUUUGUCUGUAAAUACGACAUAUUUAGCUUGCAUUGUGGUUGUUUUUAUUAUUUGUUAUUUACAAGUUGUCUGUGAAUCCUAAAACAUGGUUCUUUCCCCUCCAUCACUUGGUUUGACUUCGACCUCACUGUGGACUCCAAGUGGCACUGUUUUCCUCCCAGGAUUCAUUCUGGUCUCGCAGCAAUGCCUUUUGGACUGGGAUAUUGUGGGAUACACUCGUGAAGCUUGCGCUCUUGCUUGGAGUUUUGGGUGAACUCACAGAUUGAGUUUCUUAACCCAGACAAGAUGGGCUAAAUAACUGUCUCCUUGGAGCUCCCAUCAGCCACUUCCCUCAGCGACGUCCCAUAAUGGAUCGGGAGUAUUGUGAGGCUGAUGAUGGGAGCAGAGUGACGCACCUUGGGGUUAACAGACCGUGCAGCCACAUCGGUCUAAAGAAGAGGAACAAUAACGGGAUGCUUUUGUAAUGGAUAUAUUUCCAUUAGUUUUUUUUUGUGGAUUGUUUUCAGCAGAUUGUUUUUAUUUUAAAUGUAUUCAACUGAGAAAAUGAAAGCCCAUAGAAUCUGCACACAAAGAAAAGCAUAGUUACAUAUUACGCUAUUUAAUUUCUUUCUGUAUGUUAUGGCCUGAUCGAUUCUCUGUCACUGUUUCCAAGAGAUAAAUGAUCUCUCACGGCAUCACACUGCAGCACUUAACGUCACGGCUGUGUUUCAAACCGACAAUAACUAAACAACCAUUGUAGCCUCUGUGGGUGAUGGUGGCGUACUUAUCAAUUUUCUGAUAUCAAUGUGAACAGAUUGUACCCAGAGUUCAUCGGGACAUCUCCAGGAUUUGGCUAUCGGCGGCCUGGGAAACUCUCCAGUGUUCCUUCGAUGUAGUGACACACACCUCCCUUCUUUCCUCACCCCCCUCCUUCCUUUCUCUUUAAUUUUCUUUUUAUGUAAAUACUGUAUAAUGCAUUUUGAUAUCAUUGACAUGUUUUGAUAUGUCAGUCACUACCAAUGAAUACAGCUGAAAGUAAAUUAUAAAUAAAUCUGUCCAUGUUUUUCAUAGAGAACGGAUGCGCUGACGAUUUGGCUCGUGUGGCUAAAUUUUCCAUAAAAAUGUAUAGAAUACAGUAACACAAUAAAUGCAGACUGUAUGCUCGUAUGGUGGGGGAGGAUAGGACAGAGAGAGGACAGGACAGAGAGAAGCAAACAAGCUGUGGCGUCCUCACUCUGCCCUCGUCUCCUUAUGUUUCAGUUCAAUGUGACUAUUGGAUUUGAAUAAUCGUUUGAAUCACUCUUCCAAAGGGCAUCUUCUCACACAAAAAAACAUGUGACCUCUUAUUGCAGUUUUUAAUAUGAAGGAUUUUUAUCAAUUUAAGAAAACUUUUAAAAAGGUAAAAAUACUUAAAGAGAACCUCAUUUUAAAUUAAGAAUAGAUCAAAAAGUAACUGUGUCCUUUGCUAUUCGCUCCUGUUCUAGCGUUGUAUAGAUCGAAGCUCUCUCACUGAUCCUCUCUCAGUCCUCUGUGUAUAUCGAUCGUUGGCCAUCUCUGUACUUCUAUUGUGAUGUAUAAUACUGUACCAUUAGGAAGAUUUGCUGGUCGGGUGGGGUGGUUACGUUGAGUCGGGGAGGGGUCGGGGAUUCAAGGGAAGGGGAUAUUAAUGAUUCUCCUGUACCAUUCAUGGUCCUUUCUAAUGACACGGCAGUAUUCAAUAUGAAGCAGUCUGUCUCUUGGGUUUGCUUUGUAUUUUCAUGGUAGGAUAGUUCAGAAUCUUGUCUUAGGGACUUAGGUGUCUUGUGUAGGUAAUAAAGAUGUUCUUUGUAUGUUUCUUUAUAUUGUAAAGUUUCUUUAGACUGAAAGAAAAACAGAUAAUUUGCUUAUCAAAAAAGAAACAAUGCAUCAAUAAUAAAUGUCAUUUGAUUUUU